UCACAGCAACUUGUUUACUGUUGAAAUUGUUCCCCAAAGUUGUUCUGUGUUAUUUUCUAAACAUUUAAUUAUGCUUUUUACUAAGCGAGAUACAAUUAAAUUUAUCGAGGAAGUUCGUAACAGAAGAUGUUUAUGGGACUUGAACUCUGCUGACUACAGUAAUCGUAAAAUCAAAAGAAAUAACAUUCUAGAAUUAGCAGCAGUAUUUGAUAUGGGCUACAAGGACGUGGAACGCAAAAUAAACAGUUUGAAAUCGCAAUUUUUUCGAGAACAUAGGAAGGUGGAGUCCUCAAAAUUAACUGGCAUGGGCGAAGUUUUUAGACCCAAGUGGUAUGGUUAUGAUCUGCUUCUGUUCCUCGUGGGUUUAGAACAACCAUAUGCCACGUUGAUAAAGAUUUUGACGGGAAAUAAUAGUACCUGUAUUGAUAAAAAGGAUUUCCCCACUAUUAGUAUCAGUGGGCCUACAGACAAUUUUAACCACUGCGAUCAAAUCAUACGCAUUGAUGAGGUGCAUCUUGAUAUGCCUGAGAUCGCCGAACAGCCACAAAAGCGAAAGGUAGUUGACACUACCGAGUCGGCCUCAGAGAACACCAUGUCCAAAAUGCGAAAACUAAACUAUGACAACAGCUUGAAUCAUGCUGAUGACCACCUCUCGUCUUUCGCCAAGUACAUUGAGGCUGAGCUCACGGAGAUCAAGAACAACAGACGACUUCUGCUGCUUAAAAAGAAAAUUCAGGACCUGAUUUUUGAGACUAAAUUAGAAGAAAUGUAACUUAAUUAAAACUGCGAAUUAUCAAAGGAAUUGCUCAACCGUCCAAUCAAAAAUACUUAAAUAAACGUUUUAAAAUUGCUGA
Molecule: messenger RNA, 854 nt
Organism: Physella acuta
Lineage: Eukaryota; Metazoa; Mollusca; Gastropoda; Physidae
Source: RefSeq, a predicted model, not a curated record